Messenger RNA from Melanotaenia boesemani (Boeseman's rainbowfish), 921 nucleotides. RefSeq names its product heat shock protein beta-1. Gene Ontology annotation, biological process: response to heat; protein refolding. The coding region runs from base 1 to 921 and encodes 306 amino acids. NCBI's taxonomy places the organism in Eukaryota, Metazoa, Chordata, Actinopteri, Atheriniformes, Melanotaeniidae. Gene Ontology annotation, molecular function: protein folding chaperone. The transcript is spliced from 4 exons. The record is from RefSeq and is a predicted model, not a curated record.
AUGCAAGAACAAGCCAAAACAGAGAUGUCAUGUGGGAAGGAUGACAGAGCUGCUCCUUGGUACCCUCUGAGAAAAUGGUGGCAGUCCAGCCAGCUUUUCAAUCAGGAUAUCGGCCUUCCACCUUUCCUGGAGCCAGGGUACCCUCGUUGGACGGAUGUGGACCAGCUCCAGAGGACUUUGGCUGCCUGCUUGUGGCCGGGGUACGUACCCGCUCCGUUGUUUGUGCCCCACAUCUCUGACUCGAUGCAUCAUCCCAGCCAGAAGAUUAGUAGGUGGAGGGUCAGCUUGGAUGUGGCUCACUUCUCCCCCUCAGAGAUUCUUCUCAGCAUUAGAGAUGGAUUCCUGGAAGUGGGAGGGAAACACGAGGAGAAGCCAGAUGAGCAUGGAUUUAUUGCCAGAUGUUUUACAAGGAAAUAUAGGCUCCCAGGUGAGGUGGAUGCUACCAAAAUGGUCUCCACUCUUUCUGUGGAUGGCAUCCUGACUGUGGAAGCCCCAGUUCCUGAAACCUCUGCUCCCUCUGCCAUCCUCAUUCCAAUAAAGGUGGAGAUAGAAGAUAAUGGAGAACAGGAAGUAAAACAAGAAGAUCAAAGGGAACAAGCUCAGCCUGGCGGUGCCACAACUGAGACUGAGAUGGAAACCUUUGAAAAGCCAGCUGGAGAGUUGCAUCCUUCAGAUACUGCAGAGGAUGAAAGCACUGAAUGUCUGCAACAAUCUUCUGAGCACCAUGAAACUCUGGAAAGCAAAGAAAACUUGAGCACAUCCACCCAAGAAGCAGUUGUGCUUGUAGCUAUCCAAGCAAAGGAGGAGGGAGCAGAGGAUGUCACCCAGCCUGAGGAGCAAGAGAUGGGUAAAAGUCCUCAAAGCGAGGUCCAGAGCCAGGAGCUGGAAGCUGCUGACAUGAAGCAAGAACACACUAAGUAA